AUGGAAGGCAGAGAGCUGUCUAGUCAUACCCACGACUGGACCAAAGAACAGGGACAGCACUGCAAUGAAUAUUUCCAGUCAGCUUUUAUAUGCUCCUGCCUGUCCAUUUUUCUGGGAGGCAUCUUCGUUAUCUUAUUAAACAGGGCUGUAUAUUUCGUCUUGAAGCUCCUAGGUGUGAAACUUGGAAUUAAGAUGGUUGCCUCAGCGCCCCGUUUGUGGGUUUUCUGGAAGAGACGCUUUCAGGACUGGGUGCAGAUGAUGCUGUCCGCUCAGACCUCUGUGGGACGUGUACUGGUAAUACUGGUUUUCCUGUUUAGUAUUGGAUCACUCAUCAUUUAUUUUAUCAACUGUUACAGUGCCAUACAGUUCUGCCUCUCCUUCCAAGAUAGGACGAUUAAUAUUGACCUCUUCUUCAAUGUAUUCUUCCUUUUUUAUUUUGGAUUACGGUUCUUGGCAGCAAGUGACAAGUUGCAGUUUUGGGUUGAACUUAAUUCCAUUGUGGACUUCUUCACCAUCACUCCGGUCUGUGUUUCCUUCUACUUGCAAAAGAACUGGCUUGGUUUGAGGUUCUUGAGAGCACUCAGACUGUUAGAGCUUCCAAAAAUACUACAGUUCCUCCAAAUCAUAAAGAGUGGUACAUCCAUCAAGCUGUCCAAACUUCUGGCUGUGUUUGUCAGCACUUGGCUCACUGCUGCAGGGUUUCUUCACUGGAUUGAGAAUUCUGGUGACCCCUGGGAAGGUCCGAGCAAUUUCCGACACUUGAGUUACUUUGAGUGUUUAUACAUGGUUAUGGUGACCAUGUCUACAGUUGGAUAUGGAGAUAUUACAGCCAAAACUACCUCAGGACGGUGCUUUCUCCUUUUCUUCAUCAUUGGUGGACUGAUGCUGUUCGCAAAUUUUAUACCUGAAAUAGCAGAUAUUGUUGGAAGCACUAAGAUCUACAAAGGUUCCUAUGUGACAAUGAAAGGCAGAAAGUUUAUUGUUGUUUGUGGCGAUAUCACUCUGAACAGUGUAACAGCUUUUCUAAGAGACUUCCUAUCUCAGGAAUCAGGAAUGAUCACCACUGAGAUUAUCUUUCUGGGAGAGCAGGCCCCCGACCUGGAACUGGAAACUGUAUUCAGAUGCUAUUCUGCCUAUGCCUCUUUCUUCCAAGGCUCAGUAAUGAAGAAUGAAGAUCUGCGGAGAAUUCGGAUACAUGAAGCUGACGCAUGUCUCAUCUUAGCUGACACAUGUUCUGCCACACCCUACAUUGAGGACACUAACAACAUCAUGAGGGUGUUGUCCAUCAAGAAUCGAUAUUCCAAUGUCAGAGUUAUAAUACAGAUCAUCCAGUCUUCAAACAAGGUUUACCUGCCUAAACUCCCCAACUGGGACUGGAAGAAAGGAGAUAGCAUCAUUUGCUUUGCGGAACUGAAGCUUGGAUUAAUAGCACAAAGUUGCUUAGUGCCGGGUUUGACCACCCUGUUGACCAGACUUUUUGUUCGGGAGAACACAAGGGUAGACUUUUCUCAUAAAUGUUUAUUGCAGAGCAAAAACAUUUUGCUUGGACACUGGCAUGGGAUACAAGGCAUGGACUAUAAUGUGCUGACUGGCUGCCUUUCCUAUAAUUUUGUUGACAUGACCUUCCAAGAAGUUUGCCGAAUAUGCUUUGUGAAACUGGAUCUCAUACUGCUUGCCAUCCAGUUCAGACAGGGUCUUUAUGCCAACAGCAUCCUGAUCAAUCCACCUUCGACUGUUAGAAUCCAGUACAACACCAUGGGCUUUUUCAUUGCCAGAUCUGCAAUCGAAGUCAAAAGGGCUGGUUAUUACUGUCAAACAUGCCACAGUGACAUCAGUGAUCCGGAUGAUAUGAGAAAAUGCCGUUGUUCAGGGACAUCUGGAUCAAGUGCACCCUUGUUUUCAGCUAGUGAAAAUGAAACAGCCAUACAGGAGUAUCUGGCCCCAACUCAACGCAGUGCACUGAAUAUUAAUGAAAGAAAGUCAACAAUCCUAGAAGGAAAAUCAAGUGACCUCUUGCUAGACUCUACAGGAAUGUUCCAUUGGUGUGAAGCUGUCCCUUUAGAAAAGGCUAUCUUGAUGCGAAAAAGGAAGCUCGGCCCUGUGUUUCGCAAUCACAUUGUCGUCUGUGUUUUCGGAGAUGCCAACUCAUCCCUGAUUGGACUACGCAACUUUGUGAUGCCCCUGCGUGCCAGCAACUUCUCCUUUAACGAAUUGAAGGAUAUUGUCUUUGUUGGAUCUCUUGAAUAUCUCCAGAGAGAAUGGGAAUUCAUCCAGAAUUUCCCUAAACUGUUCUUAUUGCAGGGCAGUGCCCUUUCCUGUGUAGACUUGAAGACUGUCAACAUCAAGCACUGUGCCAUGUGUGCUGUACUCUCAGCCUAUGCCAGAAGCACUGGUAAUCAGACUUUAGUGGACACAAAAUCUAUCCUGGCGACCCUCAACAUCCGUUCCAUGCCAUUUUACAGACAUUCAGGAGCUGGUAUGUCAUUGGGAGUUAGCAGAGGCUUGGUGGAGAAUCAAUUGCCACAGCUUCCUUUUAAAAGUAUCCCCAUCAUCACCGAGCUGAAAGUCGCUUCCAAUGCACAGUUCUUUGAGCAGAACAUUGAGGGAAAUGCAGGGGACUUUCACAACCAGCACAUCACACAUUUUUGCAAAGGAACGGUGUUCUCUGACAGCUUUCUGAAUUCUCUGCUGUGCACUGCCUACUAUAACCAUCAUGUGUUGGCUUUGCUCCAGACUCUGGUUACUGGUGGAACCAGCCAACAACUGGAAGAAUAUCUAGCAGUGGAGACUUCACUGAAUGGCAGUUGUAGCAACAUAACACAAUUUGCUCCUAGAAACAGGUGCAAGCUUGCACUAUUACCAGUAACAGAUAAUCCAGAUUUACUAGAUGGAGUCCUGAUCUUCUUUGGAGAUAUGUACUGUAAAGCACUUGACAUGUUUGGGAUCAUUUGCUUUGGUCUUUAUCGUGUAUUAGAGGAGGGAUAUAUGGAAAAAAUUAGGUAUGUGAUUUCUCGGCCAUCCAGCAGUUCGGAGAUCUUCGCUUCUGAUCUAUUAUUUUGCCUUGUUCCAUUUGACACUUCAGCGACUCACCUGAGUGAUGUGGUUGAAAAUAUUAUACCAAAGGGACGGAGGUCAGGCUUGAGUACUGUAGGGGGGAUUUUCUGA
This is a messenger RNA of Euleptes europaea (tarantolino), 3165 nucleotides long. RefSeq names its product potassium calcium-activated channel subfamily U member 1 (gene KCNU1). Gene Ontology annotation, biological process: reproductive process; potassium ion transport; transmembrane transport. NCBI's taxonomy places the organism in Eukaryota, Metazoa, Chordata, Lepidosauria, Squamata, Sphaerodactylidae. Gene Ontology annotation, molecular function: monoatomic ion channel activity. The transcript is spliced from 27 exons. The record is from RefSeq and is a predicted model, not a curated record. Bases 1 to 3165 code for a protein of 1054 amino acids. Gene Ontology annotation, cellular component: membrane.